Cyphellophora attinorum is the source of this 1674-nucleotide messenger RNA. Its product is annotated as Phospholipid scramblase family protein. Lineage: Eukaryota; Fungi; Ascomycota; Eurotiomycetes; Chaetothyriales; Cyphellophoraceae. Gene Ontology annotation, biological process: plasma membrane phospholipid scrambling. The transcript has a single exon. Bases 1 to 1674 code for a protein of 557 amino acids. Gene Ontology annotation, cellular component: plasma membrane. Gene Ontology annotation, molecular function: phospholipid scramblase activity. The record is from RefSeq and is a predicted model, not a curated record.
AUGCCGCCUCGGAUACCCUACAGGCUCGCGGCCUUGAAACAUCCUGUACCUCUGACCGCCACUCGCAAUCUUCGACAGAGAGCAUCGCGGCCGUCAAAGCCAUCUCCGCCACCUAAGAGCGAGGCUCAGACAGGGCCAGCCAGCGUCGCUACCGCGCAAGGCUCUGCUACAGAGGAAGGCCAGACUGCUCCUACUCCCUCGAUAUCGGACGUACUUGCGCAGACAAAUGAUGCAGACAAUUCACUCCUUUCACCAGUACAUAUACCAGAAGAUCCCAAUGCUGUGCUCAAGUCGGAUCACCCCUCGAGAAAUCUCCUCGCCGAAUCCGGCAUCGUUGUGCAGCGGCAGCUCGAAAUGAUGAACGUGUUCCUCGGGUUCGAGCAGGCGAAUCGCUAUAUCAUACUAGAUCCUCAUGGCAAUCACAUUGGUUACAUGGCAGAGACAGAGGGCAGCGUAGCGAAAAGUAUGGGUAGACAAAUCAUGCGAACGCAUAGGCCUUUCACGACGAAUGUGUUCGAUCGUCAUGGGACGGAAGUGUUGAGAUUCGAUCGGCCUUUCAGCUGGUAUAAAUCGAUCAUCAAGGCCUACGAUCCUUUGGAGACCGGCAGCCAGAGCAAAGUGAAGCUUUCCACCUCAACAUCUAUACAACCUUCAACAGACGCAGGACCUGUGCAUCAUUUGUCUCAGUUGAGCUUGAAAGACAUGCGCAUUAUCGGCGAAGCUCAGAUGGAAUGGGCUCCGUUGCGAAGGAAGUACGCGUUGUUCCUUGCGCAUGAUCUGCCUCACGGCGCACCUGGUGAGCCCAUGGGCUGGACGAAAUCACAGCAAGGUCCAGACAUGGUUCAGUUUGCCUACAUUGAUGAACGAACCCUGUCAUGGGAUUUCUCACUCAGAAACUCGUCACACGAGCUACUCGCCUCGGUAAAUCGCGAGUUCCGAGGGUUUGGACGGGAGCUCUUCACCGACACAGGGUCGUAUGUGCUUCGCAUGGAUAGCGCAGGACUUGGUCAGGAAGCAGCAGAGGGGCAGCCAGACUCGCAGACAUCCAAAGGCGAGCGCGCGUACAGCGAAGCCCUGGGCGCAGCCGGUGCGAAGGGCAUGACACUGGAUCAGCGCGCUGUUAUGUUGGCGACAGCGGUCACUGUCGACUUUGACUACUUUUCUCGCCAUAGCGGCAACACAAGUGGCAUGAUGUUGCCAAUGAUGAUGGGAGGGACGGCUCCAGCGGAAGGAGCUGCUGCUGGAGGUGCUGCUGCAGAAGGUGCCGUAAUUGGCGGUGCUGGUCGUGCAGUAGGCGGCGCAGCUGGCGCAGGCGAGGGCGCUAUGGCAGGUGCUGGUACUUUGGCUGGCUACGAAGCAAUGCAGCGUGGCCUUGGACGCGACCAGCAAGAUGGGGCCAUGGCUGAUGAUGCCAGUCCGCAGAACGGGCCUCCCUCGGAUGCGUCCUACGGCGGCGCUUCAGGUGGUCAGUAUGUAUCGCCCGACCAGGCUCCUCCGGAGUAUCAGACUCCAGAGAAUGGCUUUGGCGGUGGACAAGGUGAGGACGCAUGGGGCGACGGCAAUGAUCCAUGGAAAGGAGCCGAUGGCAGCUCUGGAGGGUCUGGUGGCGAUGGAGGUGAAGCGGCAUCAGAGGGAGCCAGUGGAUUGAUUGACUCUAUUUGCACGGUUAUGUGA